CGUAGCACACCGGAAGUAUCAGCAGCGCGGGUUGCGUACAGGUUGCGUAUGAACAAUAUUUCGCGGGAGAGCCAGGCUUUCUGCUGCUGUCAACACGGGCAAUAACAGUAACUAAAUUCAUAACGCAAUGAGUUUGUGGGUGGACAAAUAUCGACCAACUUCCCUCGGGAAACUCGACUAUCAUAAAGCCCAAGCAACGCAGCUGAAAAACCUGGUUCAAUGUGGCGACUUCCCUCACUUACUGGUGUACGGACCCUCAGGCGCGGGGAAGAAGACCCGCAUCAUGUGCCUGCUGAGGGAGCUGUAUGGAGCCGGGGUGGAGAAGCUGCGCAUCGAGCACCAGACAAUCGUGGCUCCCUCAAAGAAGAAAAUUGAGAUUAACACAAUAGCCAGCAACUACCACUUGGAAGUCAACCCCAGUGAUGCUGGAAACCAGGACCGUGUGGUGAUUCAAGAGCUGAUCAAAACCAUGGCUCAGUCUCAGCAGAUCCAGUCGAGCACCCAGAGAGAGUUCAAAGUUGUGUUGCUAACAGAGGUGGACAGACUCACGAAGGAUGCCCAGCAUGCUUUGCGCCGGACAAUGGAAAAGUACAUGUCUACCUGCCGGCUCAUCCUCUGCUCUACCUCCACCUCCAAAGUCAUUGAGCCGAUUCGGAGCCGUUGUCUCGCUAUCAGAGUCCCUCUGCCGAGCACAGAAGAGGUCUGUAAUGUGUUGACAUCAAUCUGUAAAAAAGAGGGUCUGCUCCUCCCACCUGAGCUAGCCAAGAAUAUCUCUGAUAAGUCUGGACGCAACCUCCGCAAAGCGCUUUUGAUGUGUGAGGCCUGCAGAGUGCAGCAGUACCCCUUCUCCGCGGACCAGGACGUCCCAGAGACGGAUUGGCAGGUGUAUCUCAGGGAAACCGCUAAUGCCAUCGUGAGCCAGCAAAGCCCGCAGAGGUUGUUGGAGGUUCGAGCGAGGCUGUACGAGCUGCUGACUCACUGCAUCCCCCCUGAUAUCAUUAUGAAGGGUCUGGUUACCGAGUUGUUGAGUAACUGUGACGGCCAGCUGAAGACAGAGGUGGCCCAAAUGGCAGCGUUCUACGAACACAGACUGCAGCUGGGCAACAAAGCCAUCUACCACCUCGAGGCCUUCGUUGCCAAGUUCAUGGCCAUCUACAAGAAAUUCAUGGAAGACGGUCUGGAUGGCAUGAUGUUCUGAUUCUGAAUGGACUUAAAAUACUGAUGCUUUUCCUGGAAGGAUUUCAACAACACUUGUUGAUUACUUCAAAUGUGUGGAUUUGAUAGUGGUUUAAAUGUGUACUCUGUAAGGCAUGGUGGUGAUG
Molecule: messenger RNA, 1322 nt
Organism: Notothenia coriiceps (black rockcod)
Lineage: Eukaryota; Metazoa; Chordata; Actinopteri; Perciformes; Nototheniidae
Gene: rfc3
Product: replication factor C (activator 1) 3
Exons: 9
Coding region: 128-1198 (356 amino acids)
Biological process (GO): DNA repair; DNA-templated DNA replication
Cellular component (GO): nucleus; DNA replication factor C complex
Molecular function (GO): DNA clamp loader activity; DNA binding; ATP hydrolysis activity
Source: RefSeq, a predicted model, not a curated record